AUGGAGAGAAGGUCUAGCGCGAUUCAGCUGUGUUUUUGUUUUACGAUCUUCCUCUUCAUCGCCACCGCUCACUGCUUCUACCUUCCAGGCGUUGCUCCCCAAGAUUUCCUCAAGGGUGAUCUGCUGAAGGUCAAAGUGAACAAACUGGCCUCUGUUAAAACCCAACUUCCAUACUCCUACUAUUCCCUUCCUUACUGUAAACCAGAUAAAAUUGUGGACAGUGCGGAGAAUCUUGGAGAAGUUCUUCGGGGUGAUCGUAUUGAAAACUCUCCCUAUGUGUUUAAAAUGCGAGAGCCACAAAUGUGUAAUGUCGUGUGCCGUAUCACACUUAAUGCCAAAGAUGCAAAGGAAUUCAAAGAGAGGAUAGAUGAUGAAUACCGGGUGAACAUGAUUUUAGAUAAUCUUCCGCUAGUUGAGCCUUAUAAAAGAGGCGACAUGGAUUCAGUGGUGUAUCAACAUGGUUUCCAUAUUGGUCUAAUAGGACGGUAUGCUGGAAAAAAGGAGCAGAAGUAUUUUAUCAACAACCACUUGACGUUUACCGUGAAGUUUCAUAAGGAUGAGCAGACUGAUGCUGCAAGAAUUGUGGGAUUUGAAGUCAAACCAUUCAGCGUUAGGCAUGAAUACGAGGGUAAAUGGAAUGAUAAAACACGUUUAACGACCUGCGACCCCCAUGCAAAACUCACUGUAACCAGCUCCGACUCCCCUCAGGAGGUUGAAGAUAAGAAGGAAAUCAUCUUCACAUAUGAUGUCGAGUUCAAGGAAAGCGAAAUUAAAUGGGCAUCUAGAUGGGAUACUUAUCUUUAUAUGGCUGAUGAUCAAAUCCAUUGGUUCUCAAUUGUCAACUCUUUGAUGAUAGUCCUUUUUCUCUCCGGAAUGGUGGCCAUGAUUAUGUUGCGGACCCUUUACCGUGACAUCUCCAAGUACAACCAGUUAGAGACUCAGGAAGAAGCUCAAGAAGAAACUGGAUGGAAAUUGGUGCAUGGGGAUGUUUUCAGACCUCCAGCAAACUCAGAUUUGCUUUGUGUUUAUGUUGGAACUGGUGUUCAGUUCUUUGGGAUGAUAGUAGUUACCAUGAUCUUUGCUUCACUAGGAUUCCUAUCCCCUUCAAACAGAGGAGGAUUGAUGACAGCUAUGCUUCUUCUCUGGGUAUUCAUGGGCCUUUUUGCUGGAUAUGCCUCGUCUCGUUUAUACAAGAUGUUCAAAGGAACAGAAUGGAAGAAAAUUACUCUUCAAACAGCUUUCAUGUUCCCGGGAAUCAUUUUUGCCAUAUUCUUCGUGUUGAAUGGUCUAAUUUGGGGUAGUUAUGUUGGGUUUAAGAAGCCAGCUAUAGAGGAUCCAGUGAAAACCAAUAAGAUUCCGAGGCAAAUUCCCGAGCAGGCCUGUGAGGACUACCUCUGGUGGUGGAGGUCAUACCUGACCGCAGGGUCAUCGGCUCUCUACCUCUUCCUUUAUGCAGCUUUUUACUUCUUCACUAAGCUCAAUAUCACAAAACCGGUGUCUGGCAUUUUGUACUUCGGAUACAUGCUUAUUGCUUCAUAUGCUUUCUUCGUUGUGACUGGCACUAUCGGUUUUUUUGCAUGUUUCUGGUUCACGAGGCUCAUCUACUCAUCAGUGAAGAUCGAUUAG
Fraxinus pennsylvanica is the source of this 1626-nucleotide messenger RNA. Lineage: Eukaryota; Viridiplantae; Streptophyta; Magnoliopsida; Lamiales; Oleaceae. The record is from the annotation of a GenBank genome assembly.